ACGUUGAGAGAUGAGUUGGACAUUAUGAAAGAAAAGGUAGGUCAUCAACUCAUCAAAUAACACAAGGCCCUCCUUUAUGUUCACCUAAUGAAAACCCUUACACAUUAUGCAUAAGCUCAACAUGAUAGGAAUUGAAAUGUCCUUCCCUUUUCUGCAGGCGGCCAAGGUGGACCUGUUCGAAAAAGAAAUCCUCAAGUACAAAGAGCGACUCAACGAGUUGGAGUUUUACAAAGCAAGGACAGCUGUAAGCCACAAAACAAAACGAAAAAUGUUUUUCACAUUCAUUUUCUUGUUAUAUGUCAAAGUGUUUGUUAGAAACUUAAAACUUAACCCAACUGUUCAAAACUUAACCCAACUGUUCAAAACUUAACCCAACUGUUCAAAACUUAACCCAACUGUUCAAAACUUAACCCAACUGUUCAAAACUUAACCCAACUGUUCAAAACUUAACCCAACUGUUCAAUUCAACUAUCAAUUCUAACUUAACUGAGAAUGUUUGCAACAACAAAAAAAUCAGUGGGUGUAAAUUUCAUUUGUUUGUUUUGUGUAAACUCUUGCCAAUCUUGUCCAGUUUUUUUAAUAUUAUUUAGGAAAAAUUCUUUUCAAAUUGAAAUUUAAAAAAAUUUGCUAAAAAUGUUCUUUGAUGGCUGGGCAGUAGAAUUUGAAUCUGGUUGAAGUUUUUUUAUCGUGAAAAUUAAAUACUGUCAAAGAUUCUGUUAAUUUUUAAAUAAUAUAAAUAAUAGCAUUCCACAAAUUAAAUAGCCACCGAAACUACUGGUUCUAACUCUGUAGACCUGCUCUCAACAUUGUAUGCAUGUGUUAGCUGUGUAUCAUCGUAUGCAUCUGUUAGCUGUGUAUCAUCGUAUGCAUCUGUUAGCUGUGUAUCAUUGUAUGCAUCUGUUAGCUGUGUAUCAGUAAAGAUAAUCUGUUCUGUCCACUCUCCCAGGAGUUGAAAGAAGAUAACUCUAUAUUGGAAGAGACCAAAGCCAUGUUGGAAGACCAGUUGACCAACAGUCGUAAAAGGAUAGAAACGGUGGUGGAACUAGAGACAGAGCUGGCAAGAAACAGGGCUCAGCUGGACACAGUCACCAGAGUGCGUUGAUGAGUGACAAACUUCUGAUCAAAACUGGAUUGGACUUAGAUGAAUUUUCAAUUAUAGACAAGUUUAUUUAUCCAAUACUAAUAGCGGCGAAAUGUCAGUUACUGACCAAAAAAAACUUGUUAUUAAUAUUAAAAUAUCUGUAAUAAGGGUUAUGAAGGUAAUGCAUUGAGAUGAUUUCCAUUUCUCUCAUGACACAGAUAUUUUUUCUUCAAAAUGGAAAAAUGCAGUUUUAAAAAAAGUACAGAUCUUGUUUAUAUUUGUGCUUGAAAAUUUUACAACAAUGUUUUUUGAAUGAUUCUACAACCCACCGCCCAUUUUUUCCUCCACAGACUCACGAUUCAGAUCUUGAGAAGAUUGAGUACUUGACAGAGCUGAAUGCUAGGCUUGAGUUUGAGAAGAAAUCCAGUAUGUGUGAAAGUGCAAGCCUGGAGACAGAACUCUCAGCUGCCAGAUCCCGAAUCGGUAGUAAGUCAUUAUGUCUGCAUCGUUUUUUUUCUUAAUUCCUAGUGGUAAUUGACAACAGAAUCGGUAGUGAUUCAUUAAAUUUUUAUGUUUUUUUAGUUCCUAUUGGUAACUGAUUUUUUUUUUUUAAAUACGUUUUAUUGUAAAAUUUAAAGUUACCUAAUUUUGAAAUGAAUAAUAAAAAUAUUUGUGGAAUUUUUUAUUUUUUGCCGAAUGGUCAUCUUUUUCUUCUUCCUUUUCUGUGUUUUUUCAUCAUUGAAAACAAAAAGAUAUGGCCUCCUCACUGUCUGACCAGCUGUCUGAGACUUCACAUGCCAAAAUCUUGAGGCUUGAACUGGAGAACCAACGCCUGUCAGCCAAACUGGCAGAGAUGAAAGAGACGGCCCUGAUUCAGAGUGCUGAGAUGAGUCUGGAAAUGGAAAAGGAAAACAAACGACUUUCAAACAAAGUAAAAAUGUCCCCCAUACUUUCCUUUCCUUUCUUUUUGUUUGAAAUUUUAUUGCUCUCCCUUACUUUUAUUCCUGAGCUUCAGGGUCAAAGUCAAAAUUCAUUUAAUAAAUUAUUCUGCCAAGUUUUAAGUCAGACUGUAAGUCUUGUACCGUUUUCUUUUAUCCACUUUAAAAACUGCUCAUGUGGUUGUUGUUUUUUUUUUUUAAUGCAGAUAGAGAAACUUCAGACCAGCAUGAUAGAAUCAUCAGAGCGCGUCAUCAAGAUGGAGAACGACCUGACUGCCUCCAAGGAUGAGAGAGAAAAGCUGCUCAAGGUGCUGGAGACUGUCAAGGAGAACUGUGAGAGACAAGUGAGAGAGCUGGAGAGAGAGAAUGAGCAGCUGUCCCAGGCCUUGUGUAAAUUACAGGAGAGGAGUGAGCAGACAAGUGAUGUCAAGGUGUGUUGUCUCCAAUGUAGUUAUCUCCAAAUUUUGUUUUCAUCAACUCUUUGAGUGCAUUAAUAACUAUUUGUUAUAUUUCCUGUGUUAUUAAUUUCUAUUGCUUCCCCCUUGCAGUUAUAUUGUUAUUGAUUAGUAAAAGCUUUACAUCAAAUAUAAUAAUUGAUUGACUGCAUUCAACAAAAGGAAAUCUCUAAAUACUUUUUUAACUGUGAUCCGAUACUUGUUAAACUUCUUUUUGUCUUGUUUUCUGAUGAAGGCUCUAAGCGGAAACGUCAAAAUCUUUUGUCCUGUCAAUGAAUUCAAGUCUAGCAUACCUUGUUCUUAGAUUUCUUUAUAUUAAAAUAUGGAAGUUUUUUUUUAAAUUGGCAUAAUAUUUGAUAAAACUGAAUGGAAGCUUUCAUUAGUUGUAAUCUUUCCAUCACAAAUUCGUUUGCUCAAGCACUAGUUUGAUUAAAUAUUAAUGUUUUACAUUUUCUCUCAUAUUUCUGCAUCUGAUCAUUAUUAUAAUAUAUUUUUGUGACAUUUGUGUGUAUUAUGAAGAGAAUAGUUUUUUUUGAUGAUGCAUCACAAUAACAUUCAUUGAAAAAUUGUCGGUCAAAGACAACCACAAUCUUACAUCAGGACUUUAACUUUUUGAACUGCUGUUGCUAGGUCAUCAGAAGUUAAGUUUUAACUGUUGUUGUUAGGUCUUUUGUUAACAGUUGAACUGUUGUAGGCAGGUCAUCAAAAGUUAACCGUUUGAACUGUUGUUGUCGUCAGGUCAAAGAUCUGGAAAGAGAGAACAAGCGUCUCCAUGAAGUGGUCACCACCAAGAACUCCCAGCUGAGUAAACUGGAGUUUGACUACAGGCAACUCCAUCGAUCUGGUCAACAGUUGCAGGAGGGCACGCAGAGACUCAAGGAGCUGGAAGUUGAGAACCAGUCACUGGAGAAGGAGAAUGUUGAGCUACAUCAAAAAGUGAGGGCUUUGAGCAGUUCUAAUGUCAUGGGGGGAGGGGGCAAGAGUACAGGUUCUAAUGUAAUGAGGAGGGGGCUGUAGGACACUGAAUAAGUUCAAACAUAAAAAUAUUACGAGAUUGCUCAUUCACAAUCUUUAUUUUACAAAUUCUUUCUGUAUUUGUGCUUGCUAACCUAUAUGAAAGGCUUUAUAAACAAAUUAAAUUAUGCAAUCUGAGCAUGUUGUGCAUUAAACAAAGGAAACAUUGCUAAAGUUGGUCCAUUUGUGAAGAACUAUCUCUGGAUAAAAUCCUAUGAUCAAAAUGUUUUAUAGCUGAUUUGGAAUUCCUACUUCAAUUGUUUAGUGCAACAAAUCCCAUUAAUGUUCCCCACCAGGUGGCUACAUUGCAACAUUUGGAAGAAAAGGUCGACCUGAUCGAGCAAGAAAACUCUGACCUUGGCGUGGAAAAUCGCAAGUUGCAGAAAAUGGUGGAAACUCUGCAAGUGACUACACAGAGAAGGGAGCAGCUGGAACAAGAUCAUAUUUCCCUUACACUCGAGCACCAGCGGCUGCAGGUAGAUUCACUUGACAAGAUAUCCACUGAUUUAAAAAAAAAAAAUUAUUUUAAUUCAAUUUCUUACACAAAAUAUAUUCAUUAAUUUAGUUCAAACUAUAUCACUACAUGUUUGAAGUCUAUGGGAAAUUCAUGGUGCAGAAAAUAAUUAUAACAUGAUUUGAGAAGGGAAAAUCGGUUAAAUAUAUGGCACAUUGAAUUCAUUUUAUUUUCACUAGAGGACACUGGAGUCCUUUAAGUCAGAGUCUGACAGAGCUCUUGAGCUGGAGGCAGAGAAGGAGGAGCUCAACAGAGAGCUGCAGCAGUUGAGGAAGUCCUUGGAGGGCCAGAAGACACAGAAACUCAGACAGGAGCAGAUGGAAUUUGACCUCAUUGACACAGGCAAUGAGAACCAGGUAAUUUUACUUCUGGUGCCACUUUAAUUUCUCAAUCCCUUUAGAGUUAAUCUGACAACACACUAAUUUCUAAAUCCCCUUACUGUUAUUCUGACAACACACUAAUUUCUAAAUCCCCUUACUGUUAUUUUACCAGCAACAGUUGGCUGCUAUUGGAUAGCUCUCAGCCAAUUUAUUUUGUUCUUUUAUAACAAGAGAAAAAAUUACUUUGACAGGAACAAUGUCCCCAUAUUUCUUAAUUAUUUUUUUAAUUAAUUAAAUAUCUUUGCUUGUUGCAUCUGAUAGCCAACCAAAACCUCUCUCAUUAAUUUCAAACUCCUUGCUAGUGAGUUUUAAAUUGUUCACAUAGAAAAGUUUUCCUUAGUACUGAUGCCUCAAUAAUUUUAUUUCUAACACAACAUAACCGUGUUAUGCAAGCCUAAAAAUAACAGAUUCCAAGAACAUGAUUUCUCCUAAUGGCAACCUCUGAUAACACAAGAAUAUAGUUUCUUAAAAUCUUUUUGUAAAAAUUGUAUCACUAAAGAUUUUCAAGCAAGGGUCAUUUUAAAAAUAUUUUUUUUUCAACCCCCUCAUUCCAUCAUGGUCACUUCCUCAAAGGAAUUUUGAAUCAUUAAAUUGCUUUUGUAGUUGAUAAAAUGUCUCAAAGUAAAGGCCUAUGGAAAAAGACCAUAAAAUAGGGUGAAAACUGAAAGCUAAUGAAUCGACCAUGAUUAUGAUCACAGCGUCUACUCAAGAGUCUUGAGGUGACCACACGACGACUGCAAACUCUGGAGAAAGACAACAUGGACAUGGAGACAGAAAAUGAGAGGCUCACUAAAGAAAUAGAGGCUCUGAAGGUGACAUCCAAGAAGUUGGAGGACAAAGAGAAAGAGGCAUCUCAGCUGGAGGUCGAGGUGCAACGUCUGCAAAAAGACAAGACCACAUUGGAAAAAGAGAACAGGUGAGAGACUAUGUCUCAUGUCAAAGCAGAAUAUGCAGCGUGUAGCUUUUGGUGUUUGUUACAUUGUACUGAAAUUGAGGCCACAAACUUUAAGUAAUAAAGAAUUUUUUUUUAGAGAUUGCAAAAACAGCUUCAGUACAGUAAAGUUGGUAUUGAUACAAAGAAAAUUAUAGGUUUUUAUAAAGAUUCCAAAAUGUUAUUUUUAUAAAAUGUGCUAUUUGUUAAUAACAUGCAAGGAAUUUUUUUUUUUUUUUUUAAUUUCUGAACCGUUUUGCUACAAAAGGUUUUUCAAUGAAAAAAAAAAUCAUCUUAUGCCUCUGACCUUUCAACUUUCACCCUAUGAAAUUUUAUCAUCAGUUGUAAAAAAAAAAAAAUUCCCUUAAGGAUUAUUGACCAGAUUUUUCAUUGCUGAUUCUGAUGAUGGCUACCGAUUUCUGCUAUGCUUAUUAGGUUAUUGUUCUUAUGGUGUUUGAGACCAAGCAUUUGCACCACUGCCAUGAUGUAAACCAUAUAACUCAACAGUGCUUUGCCCUUUAAAGAAUUUAAAAAAAUGUGUACAUUUAAAUAGAAAUAAAUGCUCUGUAGAUCAGCUCAAUUUUUAACUCAUCUCUACAGGAAGCUGAAGCAGAGUGGGGAAUUUAAGGACUCGACUAUGGAAGAGAUGAAUGUAAAGUUUACCUCCCUUGAGCAAGAGAACAAGACUUUGAAGAAGACUGUGGACAAGAUGAAAGAUACUUGCAACAAGGUCAAGGACUUGGAGAAAGAGAACAACGAGCUGCUCCAUGAUCUCAACACAGACAGGAGGACAUUGGCCGCACUUAGAGAGGUCAGCAUAAUUUAAGCCAGUCAUUGGGCACAAUUAGAGUGGUCAGCAUAAUUUAAGCCAAUCAUUGGGAACAUUUAGAGAAGUCAUCAUAAUUUAAGCCAAUCAUUGUGUACGCUUAAGAGAAGUCAGCAUAAUUUAAGCAAAUCAUUGGGUGCACAUGCUUCUGAUUGAUGAAUCCUCAAGAACUUUAAUAUUUUAAAAUUUAUAUUGCUAAAUUCAAUAUCUAAAAAUGACAUUGAUUCUGUUCAAUUAAAUAGUUUGUCUGAUAUGAACUAAGUUCUUAGUAAACAAUUUAUUUUGUGAUUAUAUUCAUCUAUUGAAUUGAUAUUCAUCAAACACAAGAAUGAUUUUACAUUUUUUUUUAUAUUGCUCCACAGGACCUAAUCCAUGAGAAAAUUCACUCCCAAGAACUCAGCAACGAACUUGACCAGCUGACCACCGAGCUAGAGAAAGUUGGCAUCAAUACAGAUAAACUGACCAUGGUAGAGCAGACCAACGAUGCCAAGUCAGUGGAUUUGUUUACUCAUCGCUUAGUGUACACAUGUAGACAUAAUGUGUUCACAUGCAGACAUGUGUUCACAUGCAGACAUGUGUACACAUGUAGACAUAAUGUAUACACAUGACCAAAUCUGUACACAUGUAGACAUAAAGUCAGUGUGUGUGUGAAUGAAUUACUGAAGGCUCUAAUGUAGUACUAACGCCAGCGUACUGAUUACUUUAUAUUCAAUGGCCUUAAUUUAACAUGUAGCUACACUAAACAAAUACCAAUUUUAAAAGACUUUAUUUGCUGCACAUGUAAACAGUUUCUGAUUUGUGUCUUGAAUGUUAUGCAGACCACCGUUCAUGGACCGGCACUGGUCCGUGAACCUUAUGUUGCCUGUCCGCACAACAUGGUCAAAUAAAAAAUAUAAUAAAUAAAUCUGGCACCGGUCCCUGGUUCAUUUUCUAACAUUUUCCACUGGUCCGCCGAACUUAAAAUUUUGGAAACGCUGGUGCAGACAGUUCCUGGUGCCGCUAGAGAUUUUGGUUAUCUUCUGAGUAUAAGUGUUAUAGUCAUUGUGCAUGGUACAGAGUUAAACCGAUUAUCAUUAUCAUCAAUAUCAGCAUAUUAAUAUCAAGAUUGUCACCAUCAUCAUCAGGCUUGUUAAAGGAGAUUUUAUACAUCAUUGGAGUUCAAUAUUUGUGGGAAGUAAUUAACACUUUGAAUGAAAUUUGUUUCAAAUUAAAUUUGUUGUGCUGGCACAUCAUGUUGUUUUCUAUGGCCCUUGUAGUUGAUAAAUUUAACUACUGCUGGUGCCAAUGGUUUUAUUAUUCAAAUAAAUUUCUGUCGACCUUCAGCCGCUACAAGGCAUUAGAGACAAUGAUUGAGGAGACCCUGAAGAAAAGCAGCGAGCUAAAGGAUGAGAAGAUCAGGGCCCUUGAGAUCAGGCUGGACGAGUCCAAGAACAGAAACCUGAAACUCCAGGAUGAUUUGAGGUCGACCAAGAUGGAGACAGAGACGCUGAAACAGAGGCUUGAGGAGGAGUUGGAUGAGAAGGACGGUGUGGAUGGAAGGGUUGUGGAGAGGUGAGGAUUUUCAUUUAAAAUUGAGACAUGAUCAGACAUGACCUUCUAUUUAAUCUCAAUUGCAGUCUGGAAAUUUCAUACAUGUCCAGGAAAAAAUGGAAACCCUUUUGAUAAUGAUGAAAACUAGUGGUAAAAAGGUAUCAAUUUUUGAAGUUCCAAAAACUUAUUUUUAUUUCUAACAUAUCAGGGACCAUUUCCGCUUAGCAUGUCAGGACUGAAAUAAGUUGAAUUUUUAUAAUUAAUGAAUAUUCAACUGUGUUUUUCAUCAUUAUCAAACGAACUCCCUAUGCUUCCAAACACAUGUAAUAAUGUUGGAUGUGGAUAUUUGAAUAUUAUCAGUACACACUGAGUAGGAUGUAGCUUUUUUGGACUCAAGUUGCUUUAAAUUUUGAAACAUUUUUUUAUACAUCAGACGAAGAUGAAAGACUAUUCCAAUAGGAGUUAGUUGAUUAUUUUUUUCAGUUCUUUCAUUUCUAAAAUGAUUAGUACAAUGAUUAGUUUGAACAUGAGCAGUCCAACAGAUCAUCUCCAACAUGAAUUUUUAUUAAAUGAUUAAGCUUACAAAUGUGGUUUAGCUUCAAGACAAAAAAAUUUUUUUUUUGAUUUUGCUGACACUGAUCCAACUUGCAUUCACAAAUAUUUUUUUUGUAUGGCAUUCUGGUUCUUGUAGCCAUUCGUUGCAACAAACAUAAAUUAAAAUCAAUUAUCCUUAUAUAUACACUGCACAUCCCUUCCUCACACCCCUAAUACUGGGAUCAUAUGGCUUAACCCCUGACCUCUAUAUCAACAUUGCUAAAUUAAUAUUUGUUUAUCUUUGUGUAACUUGACAGCUAUGUGAAGUCCUCCAACCCAACCAAGGAAAUUUUCCAGCUAAAAGACCACCUCGUUGAACUGGAGCGCAGUGUAAGUCAUUUACAACAUGGUGAAAGGUUUUUUUUGUUCUUUUGUUUUUUUGUUUGUUUUUUUGUUUGUCUCUUUAAUGAUAACAUUAAUCAAGGAAGAUUGGGUUGGACAUUCUAUCAAAUUAUUUCCUGCAGAAUGCCAGGCUCAUGGCAGAGGCAGAAAACCUGCGCAGUAAUAACACAGGCCUGGGCGAGCACUGUCGUAAAAUGGAGAACCAGUUGUCAAACCUUCAGUCCCAACAUGCCACACUUCAGGGCUACUACUCUAGCCUCCAGGAGCAAAAUGCUAAACUUCAAGUAAGUCUUCUCCCUUGUUAUAAAUUACAGGAUUACCAAGUCUUAUCCCUUGUUAUAAAUUAAUGGAUCACCAGGUCUUGUCCCUUGUUAUAAAUUAUAGGAUCAGCUAGUCUUGCCAUAAGUUAGAAACUUUUCAUGUGGGAUAUUCCUUUUUUUUUUUUUUUUUCUUUUUUUUAAACUUUGUGACAACUUUGCCUUCCAUGCCGUUUUAGGUUAUCUUCCCAUUGAAAAGAGAAAAAAAAAAUCAAAACAUGGCAUACAUUUUUUUUUUUUUUGAUUUUUUUUUAUUUAUUUUUUUUUUUUUUUUUUUUUUUUUUUAAACUGUGUGACAACUGUGCCAUCCAUGCCGUUUUAGGAUAUUUUUCCAUUGAAAAGAGAAAAAAAUAAUUAUAACAUUUUAUUUAUUUUUUUUUUUUAUGAUUUUUUUUUAUGUCAACUUUUUUAAUUUAUUUUUUUUAUUUUUGUUUUUAAAUAAUUUAUAAAAGGUUUUUGUAUGUUGAAAUAUUCUGAGGAUCAUUAACAGUCACAUGAUGUUGUUGACCUCGCAGGUUGAGUACAGCACCCUGCAGUCCCAGGCAUCCUCCACCCUGUCCCAGCAGGACAUCCUCAAGAGCCAGAUGUCACGACUGGAGUCUGACUACGAGAUCCUGGCCCACAAGCACGAAGGCUUGCAGAGCACCCACCAGUCCUUGAUCUCUGAUCAUGAGUCUCUGCAGCAUCUCCACCAGCAGCUCACCUCAGAGUACGAGUCCCUGGUGUCAGAGCACGGAUCUCUGAAAUCCAUUCACAAAUCCCUCAAGUCUGAGUACAAAGCCCUGUCUGAGCAGUGUGAUGCCGUGAUGCAGGUGAGAGAGACACCAUUUUGUUUUCUCAAAGAAAGGACUCGAUAGUCAACUUAAGACUAGACCUGGAAAGCAGUGGCUUUUUUUUUUUUUUUUUUUAAAUUAAGGUUUAAAAAAGUGAUGCCGUGAUGCAGGUGAGAGAGACACCAUUUUGUUUUCUCAAAGAAAGGACUCGAUAGUCAACUUAAGACUAGACCUGGAAAGCAGUGGCUUUUUUUUUUUUUUUUUUUUUAAAUCAAGGUUUAAAAAAGACUUACUUGAAUCUACUUGUUUAUGAGAAGCAUGUCUGGGAAUUUUGUUAAUCAGUUUUAAAAGUCAAAUUCUUUGUAUAUCUUUGUAUAGCUUUUGCUGCCCGUUAAAAUUCAGUUAUUUUAUCUUGGUCUAUAUACUAAAUACUGUAUUUUACGGACUAUAAGACGCACCUUAAUUUUUAAGCAAUUUUUUUUUUAAUAACAUUUUUACCAUUUUUAUUUUGAUUUCAAGUAUAAGACGCACCUGAAUUUUGGAGGCAAUUUUUCGAAGAAAAAAGUGCGUCUUACAGUCCAUAAAAUACGGUAUAUGUUUUUUAAACAAAGUAACUGCGUUUCCGGCACAGAAUUUGACAAUGGCUGUAUUCUUCAGGGUAAAGAUGAUGUCAAUAAACUACGUGAGAUGAUGGAGAAGGAGAGAGACAAGCUGCAGAGGGAGCUCCUGGCCGUGGGGAAUCUCCAAUCAGAUUACAACCGCCUGCGAGAUGACCACCAGCAGCAGCGGGCAGCUUAUGACAAACUGAGCCAUGAUUACAGCGAUGUACUGGGAUCUCACAAGCAGGUGACUUUAAUGUUUAUUUUUUUUAGAUAAAUAAAAUUGUUUUCAAGAUAAAGAAGUUCUCAGCCUGCAUUGUUUUUUCUUUGUUCAAUAAAGUUUUUGUCUUUUUUAUUUUCCUUCAAUUACAAAGAUAAAAACAGAUUACAACAACUUACAGUUGAAAAACACUGAACUUCAAGGGGAGUUAAAUGAGGCCAAAGAAAACAUGUCUGUGGCUGAUAUGGAAUUCCAGAAAUUAGAAAACAGGAUGGAUGUAAGUUAUAGCAAUUUUUUACAUUUUAAAAUGUAUUCCUCAUAUUUAAAUGUGUCAGCAUUUGUCCUGUGAUAGACUUAGAAUCUGUUAAAGCAACAUCAUGAGUGGACUAACCCAUCAAACUCAAUGGAUGAAGUUGAAUACUUUGUCACAUGGAAACUCAAUAUCUACACUUGCUUCAGAAACUCUUUUAAAAUUUUGAACCAAAAUUGAAAAAAAAAAAUACAUUUAAUUGUUUUAACAUUAACAAAUGUUAUAUUCAGAAAUACUAUAAAAUUUGUUCAACUGAUAUUGCUCUGCGUGUAUAUGUUUUUUUUAAAAAGAAUUUCCUUUUAGUAUCUUAAAAUAUAAACUACUAUCCAUGAAUAAUAUUUGUACUGUACAGACCAUUUAUCAAAUCAAUGAGAGGAUUGAGAAUGAGAACCAGGCUCUCUUGAUGCAAAUACAGCAACUGCUGAACCAGAACCAUGACCUGCUCACCAAGGCGCUCAACAGUAAGGAUCACUUUGCAGAAGAGGAGAAAGCAUACUUGUAAGUAAACACAACAAAAUGUCGUAUUGAACACUAAUGAAAACAAAUUGCUUAAAGGUUGACAAAUUUUCUUAGAGGCUGCUUGCACCUGAGGCUCCUCAGGAAGAAGUGGAAAAUGAAAAGCGCUUCAAUUUCAGGAUAAUCAACAUUUAGCCAUUCCAAAUAUUGCCAUCAGGCAACAUAAGCCUGCAUGAGUGCUUAAUUAAAGAGUUAUAAAACAUUGUCCCCUGGAAUAAAUCUUACUUGAGAUAUGUCACCGUCUUGUAAUGCACAAAAUAUGUGUCUGCUUAAUAAGUCAGGUUGGUACUGCUGACAGUGAAAACAGGAGAAAGUUUAUGUGAGUUGUUUGUUUGCUUGUACCCCCAGAGAAAAACUGUCUGAACUACGAAGGCAGAAGGAACGUUUGGAGGAGAAAAUCAUGGAACACUACAAGAACAGAAUCUCUCCUAAAAAGUUGGUAAACUUUUCUAGAGAUGAAAAUAGUAAUUUUUUACAUUGUCUUAAUGUUUGACUUCAGGGUUGUAUUAGCAGUUUUCAACCAUUAUUAUGCUAGGACAUAUUUAAUUACUGAAAAUUAUGGGACAGACCAUUCAACUAUGAACAAAAUAACUGGCAGUUUCUGUGAGGAAACAAGUGGUAUUUAAAUGAGAUUAGAUGGCUUAUUUCAUUUGUCCUGAAUUAUUUUGCUAGUAAAAUUCCAAAAUUUUUAUCACACCAAUUUUUUUGACCCACCUCUUAACCUUAUGGUCCACACCAGACAUUCUUGUUGAAAAUUACUGGAUUAGAUUACACAUCAGAAAAAUACCAAAUUUUAAAUGCAGGACUUGUUAGACAGGAAAUAAGCUUCUUUCACAUGUGAUUAAGUUAAAGAGUCAAUGUUUUUUUUAAAAAUAUAUUUUUACUGACUUUGUCCUAUCAUAUUCUACUUUAUUUAUUUCAGGAAAGGUCUUGGUGCUCUGAUAGCUCGUAAAGCUCGAGGUAUUAUAUCCAGAGUAAGUCAGAUGUAUUGUUUCUUUACUAGUCAAAAUAGAAUGUCCUUUAUAGUGUAAAACCCUGCCAUAUUUUUUUUGGUUGUUACUUUUUGAACAGUUUUCUGAGUUUUAAAAAUUAAGUACAUUUUCAUUUCUCAUUUUCAAAUCAUACUUCAUGGUUUUCUGAGGCAAUUUUUAAUAUGUGGUGUGGUGAAGAGAAGAAGGGAUUUUUUGGGACUUUAUUUACAUUUUAAAUUUAUAGCAUAUAUCUAACAUAUAUAUAUAUUUAUAUAUAUAAAUAUACAUACAUAUAUAUAUAUAUAUACAUAUAUAUAUAUAUUAUAUAUAACAUAUAUUUUUUUAUAUAUAUAUUUUUUUUUUUUUGCCUUCGUGAUGGAAUGCAUUGGUUCAAUGUUCAUUUAACAUUCUAAACAGGGACCAAGACGUUCUAAGAGUAGAAAUAAUCUAAGUGACAUGACCGACACCUCUGGACAUGAAUCUGACCAACCAAGUGAUGCAGGCAGAAGACUUGGUGAGUGGUCUUAUUGUUGUACUUCACAUCGGAAUGAAUUUUUAACUUCACACACAUAUAUAUAUAAUAGUCCUAGUUUUUUUUUUUAAUUUUAAAAUCUCAGAUUGAAGCAGCAAGAGGUCAAAUUUUAUUUUCCCUAUUAGCUCGCAGAGUCUGUCUAUUAGGUGUGUGUUUGUAUCAAUGUCUUUUUGAGUUAAAAUUGCUAAAGCUUCCUAAAUGUAAGCUGAAAUAUAUUAGACCUUUAUAUUGUUCAGCUUUUAGUCCUGUUCAUAUUAUGCAACAUAUUUAUGUCACAUUAAAAUUUAUAAAAUAUUAAUGCUAAUUAUAAAACUUCAGUUUUAGUUGUUUUUAUUUAUUUGCAAUCUCAAUUUGAUGCAGUUUUUUUAUAUUUUUGUCCCGAUUAGUUUUUAAAAUGCAAUUCUUGCAUUCAAUAUAAAAUCUGAUUGCGUGAAAAUGUAGGGAUCCAGUACUGCCUGGAUGUUCACAGGAGAUGUCUUGGCAGAUUAUUGUCUAUUUAUCAUUUAUAUAUUUAAAAAAAAAAACAAAUUGUGUUUCAACAUUAAAAAAAAAUUACAUUUUAAAAUCCCAACAUUCUUCAUUCUCAUUAAAUUGCUGAACAUCAAAUUUUUUUUUAAAUGUUCAAAUUAACACUGGCCUUUUGAGAAUAUCCUUGAGGUUAUCUCCUUAUCUACCCUUUAUAUCAAAGUAAAAAAAAACUUACCUGGAUUCAUUUUUGAAACUCUGAUGUAGUUCUUCUCUCAGGUUUAAAACUAUACUAGAUCAAGCCAUUACUUGUAGACGAAUGCUUGGUAGAAAGGAGAAUUUUUGUGUGUAAAGCCCGUUUUACAGAAUAUCUUUAUAGCACAUACUGUGCAGAAGUUUGGGUUAUAAUUUGUUGCAGUAGUUAGAAUGGUAUUUUAUUUAGAAUGUAGUGCUAGUGGUGGCCCCAACCCUUGCUGUGCUAUGAUCUAACUGUGACAUUUGUUACAUCUCUAGAUGAUAUUAUAAGUCUACUGUCUCUCAGCUCAGCUUCUACAAUAGGUUGGUUGCAUUUAUCACACCAUUUUUACAAAUGGCUUGGGAAUUUAUUUUUUUAACCAAUCCUUUUUACAUUUCAAGGAUUUUUACAUCAUCAGUUUUGAGAGUUCCAGUUCUGUUGAUCAGUUUAUUUUUUUCAAGAUUAUCUUCGUUGAUCUAGUCAUUUAAAUGAAGUGAUGAUUAAACAUUUCAAUUUUUAAAAUGAUUAAAAUCAAAGAACGAGAUACACUAUCUAAAUUAAAUUUGAAACACAUAUUAUUAAAGUUUAAAAUUUUGCAUGGAAUUUAGUUUGAUCACUGAAGAUAAUUUUUUUUUUUUUUUACUUGUUGUUACGAACCCGAUAUUACAAAGUUCGAUAGCUUUGUUUUCUAUGGUUAACAAUUACUGAACAAACCAUUGAAUUCAUAGAUUAAAUGUCUCUUUAUUAACUGUACAACUCUAUUACUAAACUACAUUGUCAACACCAUUCCUGAUACUGCUGACAUUACUAAACCACAACAAAUUACACAAUAAUAUAUUAUUUCCCCUUACAAAAAAUACAUCACAAUAUACCAAGUAUAUUAUAGCAACACCUACCCAAAUACUCUGGGAACCAACAUGCAAUCACAAAAUACAUACAAGUCCUUAACAAGGUGAAAAUUGCAGUUUUCUUUGUUUUUUUAAUUAUAUAAGUUUAAAAUCAUUGCCUGUCCCUGCUUCAACAGAUGGCCAAAUAGAACAUAAUCAGGAUAUGCAGUUUGUAGAGAGCCCCAAACUUUCCCUACAGAACAAAUUAUUGGCCAAAUCUCAAUCAGCCCUCAGUUCUCCUAUUUUGGAAAACACCAAGCCUUGCAGGCUUAGAGGUAGCCCCCAUGUGGCAUACUCACUUGCCUGUUCUACUUGUCUCUAUAAAGUGGCAUGCUCACUAUUCUGUUCUACCUUGUAUGUGUCUAUAUAAUGUGGCAUGAUGGAUGCUUUCAAAUUUUCACAGGAUUUUCAAAUAUUGAAUCACAAAUUAGACAAUGGGACAAUUUACCAAAUUUUGGGAUUCAAGAUAAACUAAUAAAACCAACCAAAAAUAUUUAUGUUUAACUUUACAACAUGCAUUUUGGUUAGUUCCCUUUUCUUUGUGUUUUAAAAUAAUGCUCUUUUGUUGUUUUUUUUUUUCUUUUUUUUUUUUAAAUUUUUGGUUACAAACGCCAUCUGAGUAAAAGAAGCACACAAUUACAUUAGAUAACAAGAUUUAGUUUUGUUAUUUUUGUUAGUUUUUUUUUUUUUGUGUUUUAAAAUAAUGCUCUUUUGUUGUUUUUUUUUUCUUUUUUUUUUUUAAAUUUUUGGUUACAAACGCCAUCUGAGUAAAAGAAGCACACAAUUACAUUAGAUAACAAGAUUUAGUUUUGUUAGUAUAUUAAAUGCAUAGUGUACCAACACAGUGAGGUGAUCGAAAUUAAAGGGCUAAAAAAGAAGAAGAGAUAUUUUAAAACUAAAUAAUUUUGUAAAUUGUAAAACAGUAUGUUUGAAUCUUGAAUUCAUUUAAAUGAAUUUUAUUGAAAUGUCAGCUUUAAAAAAAAAUUAAUAAAAAUUGAAUUGUUUAUAUUUUGGUUACAACCAGUUUUACACAUGUAUUAUUUUGUUGGAGCAUGAUCAUCAGAAAUGUUGUGAUUUGCAUGAUUUUUUUUUAUGACCCAAAUGGGUCUAUGUAAUGCCCUCAGUUCAAUACAAGAUUCUAUUGUGUCAGCAUAUGUUAUCUUUCUUAUAGCAGAAGUUUUCUUAUUUGAAAGCCUAAGCCUAAGACAAACAAUUAUCCAGUGUUCUCUAACUGCAUGAAUUGUAUAAAUGCAUGCAAUAUCCGACAAUGUGCUCCAAUGCAGAGUUGUUUAUUUGUCUUCAUCUUUUGAAACAAGUAAUUUAAUUUUUUUUUAAAUAAAUUUUCUUUUGUUCUCUUAAAGAAAAAAACAAUAAAAAAACAUUAUUCAUAUAUUGCUAUGUUAAAAAUGUAUUAUAUAUUAAUAUAAGAUGUGACCUUUGAUCUUAUCUUGUCGGUUUGCUGCUGCAGUUAUUAAUAAUUAUUUAACUGUUAAUUGCUAAUAUAUGUAUAUCUUAGUGAUUAAUUUUUAAAAAGUAACACACUUUUCCUUUUGAUCAGUUUGGUUAGCAUAAAGCUGAUUCAACUAUAUAUUUACACUAACAGAGUCUAAGAAGAGAGAUGUGUUCUCAUGUCAGUAGUUCCUUUUGUGAGCUAAAAUUUUGUUUGAUUUUGCAGGAGCCAAGUCAACUGAAGAUUUGAAUGAUUCCAACAAUACUGACUACAGUUUUCUUCCAGGUAUAAAAUAGUAAUUCUCCAGUGGUGUUUGAUCAGAGUAGUUGUUUCAUUGAUUUUCGGACAGUUGUGUUAUAUAUAUAUAUUUUUAAAAAAAAUAAAUCUGAAUUAAGUCUUUUCAUCUGAUCUCUUUUAAAUUCUUUCUCAUGUACUAAACGAAAUGUAUUUUUAAAUCACAAUGUAAAUAUCUUUUGUAAAAAAAAAAUUUUUUUUUUUUAACUUCAAAAAUUACAAAACUGAGAUAAAAAUUUAUAGUAACCACAUUCAAUCUUAGUUUUUCUUUUUUAUGUUUCAUGUUUCCAUUGUAAAGGCCUUGGAAGACCAUAUGUCCUUGACGACAGUGAUCCUAUAAGUCGGAGGUCCACGACUCCAGGGCUUGGCCGAAGAUUGCCUGGCAGUGCUUCACCGGGCAGUGAAAUGUUGACAUUGGACCAGUUUCUGAAAGAGGCCAACAGCUCAGACAUUGGCAACAUGACGGCCACCAACAGGGCAACAGAUGAGGUUUGUCUUCAGAAUGAACAACUGAUUUUUGGGCCAUACUUCACUCAUGUGUGUCGUGCAUCACUCAUGCAUAGCAAUUACUCUCAGCCUGGCAUUGGGAAUAAUCGUACCUGAUUAAAGCUUUCAAGAUUGCAUGUUGAAAUUAUGGUUGCACUGACUAAUCAGCAGAUAAAUUUGCAAUUUAUUGGUAAUCGUUCCAUUUGUACCAAUUAAUUGGUCAUCGCCUGCAUUGCUAAUCCGUGCAACCCCAGUUAAUAUUUUAUCUUGCUUUCAGUACUGUAUCAGAACAAUAAAACGUUUUAAUAGUUAAGUCCACACAUUUACCCAACUGUAAAUAAAAUAUCGGCAUCUUCAGUGAUGUACAACUUCCAGUAUUAUUAUUUUUUAUAUUAAUCCAUCAUGUGUUUCAUUUUUCCAUAAUUUUUUUAAAACAUGCUAAAAUGAUGAUAAAUACCAUUAUUUACUUCCAUUACAUUUAUUUGUACUAAAUUCCUUGGUCAUGCGUGUUAAUUUUAGCAGAAUACCAUUUUGUCAUGACACACAGGUUAAAAAGCAUAUCUCACUGUAGAGUGUAGCAGUAUUUUAAUGUGAUUUAGGUUCUGUUAAAGAGAGCCUAAUUUGUGUUCAUAAAUGAACAAAUCUGAAAGAUGUGUUUAAAUAGCACAGGUAAGUUUUCAUGAAUUGCAUCAAAUUAAAAUGUGGCUUUGUUCCUAUCCUAGCAGAGGCACAAGGACUUCAUCCAGCGUCAGAGAAGUCAUGACAGUGAGUCAAGGAGCAGUGACAAUUCUAACUCCAGCUUCAGCAAAGUGCAGCUGCGACACUCACAAGGAAGAGGUGGCGUGUCGCAGUUCAGACCGGACGUACCUGAUGUUGCAGUUUCCACGCUUGCGCCUUACAGCUCCUCACGGGAACUCAACAGCUCUCUCUUGUCCCGACUGUCAGCAGGGAGUGGAAAUGAGGACAGCAGUUUCAACUCCAACGGACCACUGCCUUGUGAUGUCUUCUCAUCCACUCCUAAAACUAAACCUGAAUUAGAUGGUUUUUCUGUGAUAGCUUCUGGCAACUUGAAUGGCAACAACUCCAGUGUGCAGCAUGGAGGUGAACGUUCAAAUGAUGAUAUCAGUCGAAAAAGUUUGUCAGGGGAUGACUGGCAGAACUCCAGCCUGAAAUCAUCACCCUACUCAACUUUCGGACGGCUGAACAAUGUUUCAUCAUCAUCCUCGCCAAGAUUGUCUGGGUCACACUCCUCAUCUUCCUCAUCCUCGAAGCAGCCCCCGCCAUCCAACCAUUCUUCCAGCCAUCCAUCCAACCACAUCCAGGUGUCAGACCAACCACGUGCCCUCACAAAUAGAGUCAGAGAGCUCCCACCGGUGCCCACCGAACAGAUGGCAGCAGUUGAACGUCUUGACAGGCUUGCCAGGCGAGACCAGUCCCCGUCACAUUAUGCUCAGCCAGUAACAACAGGAAAGUUAUCCAUGGACAAUGAUAGAUCCAGAGACAAUCAUCCCAUCUCUCGAGAAGCUGAAAGAAAUAUUGUUAAUUCAGAGAGACGAAGGUCACAAGAGACCCCUGAGCGGCCCCACUGGUCUUCUAACCAGGUGCCGCCUCCGAUCCCUCGAUCUCACCCAGGAAGGGUGUCCAACAGUCAACAGCAGAACCUGGACAACUCUGUUAUCAGUGGACACCAUCCGCCGUCUAAUCCCAUCCUGAUGCAGGCUGGUCCCCAACUGCGUACACGUCCAGCAAGUGCCAUGGGUCCAGGGCCCAUCAUCAAAGGGGUGUACUCCCGACCUCAGGGUGAGGGAAGACCGAGGCAGCAACAGCAAGGGGUUGCCCCUAGUCAGCUAGUCAGGAGAGACACGUCAGGUGGGAGGUCACAAGGUGAUCAUAGCUCAAGCAGCCAUUACAGCCAACCGCAUGUCACAGAAAGACCAAAGUCUGUCCCACCGCAAUUGUUCAAUAAAACUGAUUCACCAGUGGCCAGGGAUGGUAGAGACACAAAAAACAGAGACAUGAUAAGGGAGGCACCAGAUGGUGGUAGGGACAUCAAAGAUCCUAUCUAUCAACCAGUCUCAAAUGUGUCCCUCCUCAGAGAGCCAAGUAGGUCAAGCUCACGACUCGGCACUCCAUUAGACUCUCAGCUUUCGAGGCCUGUACCAAUGCAGCAGCCAUCUCCAAGUGCCCAAUCAUUCCAGCCAAAAAUCUCCCAUCAGCAGAAUUAUGCUGGCCAGGUUUCUUUUAACGGCAGUCGACAAAACCUCCCUGCUCCUCAACAAGCCAUCAGUCAGUCAGAACCUGGUCGUUUGUCUAAGAACUUGGUUUCACUUUAUGAUUCUAACAACAUCCCACCAGGAUACAAGUCUAGCACCCUGGGACACCAGUCCUCUUCUCCCAGGCCUGAUGCUUUGCCCUUAGCACCAGGCCAGCCACAGAAUAGAUCCAGUUUCAACUCUGGUAUGAAUAGUCCACUUGCUGGUGCCUCAUCCACAGUGUUCCAGGCUCAGUCCAGCAUUGGGAGCCCAACCAUCAGCUCACCCUCCUCAACACUCCCACCAGACGCAACAUACGGUAGGAAUGUGGCAUCCCAUCAGUCCAGGUACGACACUCAGCCAGAUCAAAUCCGCAGAGACGGUCAUCAACGGGACGCUCAUUUCACGGGCAGUGGUCACCCCCCUGGAACAAUCCCGGCAACCCACCAAGGAAGUGGGAGCCAUGACUCCAUGGUGGACUCGAGACUGUAUCGGACAUCUAGUGAGUCUAGAGACAAUUUAUCUCUACCUCAGCACCGGGGUUAUAUGCCACCACAGUCCCAACAACGGGGUUCAGAUGGCUACCUGCCACCACAGUCCCAACAACGGGGUUCAGAUGGCUACCUGCCACCACAGUCCCAACAACGGGGUUCAGAUGGCUACCUGCCACCACAGUCCCAACACCGAGGGUCAGAUGACAGCUAUUAUAGUAACUCACAAUCUCCUAACCCCCCUUUACUUGGACGCAGCAUCUCUCAAGGACAGUUCCCAUUGUCACAAAGAACCCCUGUGGGUCCAUCAAAGCCAGAUCAUCUGGCUAAUGGACCCCCUGCCCCAUCCAAGGACCCCCUACAUUUUAACUCACACCAUCAGUCAGUUUCACCACAGAUUCGAUCACAAAGUAAACCACCUACCAGCAUACACCACAACAAUGUCUCAUCAACCAGCAGACAGAUGUCAGCACCUUCAACCCUCAGGUCCACAGGAGACCUAUCAACGCCUGACCGAAAUCUUUCUCCACCCGAGACAACCACCACCCAAGUGACCCCACCUCAGCUGAAAUCCACAACAAAUGCUCCUCAAAAAUCAGAGAAAGAGGGCGAAGGGGGACAACCCAACCACACAAAUUCCAUUUGGUACGAGUAUGGCUGUGUUUAAGAAAAUAUUCACUUACAAAACCUUUUUAUGACAAGCUUAAUUGUAUAUACUUAUAAAUAACACUGAAAACAUACUGGCUGAAAAAUGAAAUAUAUUUUUAACACUGGGAAUAAAUUCAGUGCAAUGUGACAUUAAGAUUGCUCCAGCCCGCUGGUUAAAAUGAAUUGAGGCAUCUAUUCUUUAAAAGUUUCAAGGGGUUAAUACCCAGUACUUAAAAUGAAGUUGAA
Molecule: messenger RNA, 20297 nt
Organism: Lymnaea stagnalis (great pond snail)
Lineage: Eukaryota; Metazoa; Mollusca; Gastropoda; Lymnaeidae
Source: the annotation of a GenBank genome assembly